Messenger RNA from Carica papaya (papaya), 799 nucleotides. Lineage: Eukaryota; Viridiplantae; Streptophyta; Magnoliopsida; Brassicales; Caricaceae. The record is from RefSeq and is a predicted model, not a curated record.
CCCCAUUAUUCUCUAAACUAGUUGCUCUUCAGGAGAUACUAGAAGAAUGUGGAAUAGGUGUGGAUGUUUCUACUUCUGAAGGAGCUGUUAGUGUGGGACAACACAGGGUGUUGAUAUUUGCACAGCAUAAAGCUCUGCUGGACAUCAUUGAGAAGGACUUGUUUCAAACCCACAUGAAGAGUGUCACAUACUUGCGGUUGGAUGGAUCGGUUGAACCAGAGAAACGUUUUGACAUUGUGAAGACUUUUAAUUCUGACCCAACCAUUGACGCCCUGCUGCUUACAACACAUGUUGGUGGGCUUGGUUUGAACCUAACAUCUGCUGACACACUCGUAUUCAUGGAGCAUGAUUGGAACCCAAUGCGGGAUCAUCAGGCAAUGGACAGAGCACAUCGACUGGGCCAACGGAAAGUUGUGAAUGUCCAUCGACUGAUUAUGCGUGGUACCCUGGAAGAAAAGGUAAUGAGCCUUCAAAGGUUCAAACUUUCAGUUGCAAAUGCAGUCAUCAAUGCAGAAAAUUCAAGUCUGAAAACAAUGAACACCGACCAGUUGCUUGAUUUAUUUGCAUCAGCUGAAGCACCAAGAAAGGGAGCUACGACUUCGAAGAACCCGGAUGGAGUAGACCCCAAAUUAUUGGGAACAGGCAAAGGUUUGAAGGCUAUCCUGGGAGGACUUGAGGAGCUUUGGGACCAAUCACAGUACACUGAAGAGUACAAUUUGGGUCAGUUCUUAGCAAAACUGAAUGGAUGAUCCUUCAAUGCCACGUGUACAAAAUGUAUAUAUCUGAUGUAGGACCAAAA